Molecule: messenger RNA, 3060 nt
Organism: Ustilago hordei
Lineage: Eukaryota; Fungi; Basidiomycota; Ustilaginomycetes; Ustilaginales; Ustilaginaceae
Exons: 1
Coding region: 1-3060 (1019 amino acids)
Biological process (GO): protein phosphorylation
Molecular function (GO): protein kinase activity; ATP binding
Source: RefSeq, a predicted model, not a curated record
AUGGCCAUACCACCCGCCGACACUCCCGCACAUCCCAAAAUGACUGCACCUAAUUCUUCGUCCGUCGAUUCGCUCGACAACGUCGCCCCACACUCCUCCACUGUCGCCCCAGUCCCCCACGCGCGUCGAAAAGGCCAUCCAGCAGGCACCAGCUCCACCCGCGUCCUCCAAAACUACUAUCCACCCAAACAACUCGAUCUCGACCCACAAUCCGGCCAAUCCACGCCCUUCAUCCCCUCCGGAUUAGCCGCUCGCGCACCUAUCGUCAUCCGACCCUCCGGUCGUCCCGGAUUCAACGCUCCCAGAGCAGCAACCUUCUUCCUGGGUAAAGACCACGAACGAUGGAGGCAGUACGAUCUAGAACGAUUCUCCGGUUUGUUCGGAUGGGAGAGAAUUGCAAGUGCCAUCAGUAGUAGGAGUGGACAUAGGGGAAGUAGAGGUGCUUUCUCUUCGUAUAGCUCUGGAUCGGAUGAUGAACAUAGUGAUAGUGGGACUUCGUAUAGGUCGAGUAGGUAUAGUGGUGGAUCGAGAAGUAGGAGGCCGUCGGAGGUGAUUACUCCUCCAAUGACGCCGUUUGAUUCGACCGACCCAACGACCAGGCCGAGACGGUUUUCGACGAACGGGCCUGAGGCGGCGUUUUUAAGACACGAGACGGUGAUUGGGAUUCAUACACCAAGGAGGAGAUCUUCUGCUUCGAGCGAUACGCUGCCUUUCUUGAGACCUCUAGCUCAGAUCAGACCGCCUAGUGGACAAGCUAGUGCUGUUGACGUGCCUGAGCCUGGUUCCAAGGCCGGUAGCAGUGAAGCUACAGCAGCAGAAACACAGAAUCAACCAAAGAAAGUCAAGCAUUCAACCGAAGAUCGCACCUCAAAGAAGAAGGACAAGAAGCCCAGCAGCAAAUCGCACCCAACUAGAUCACGCACGAAAGAGGCACCAAAACCCAAUUUCAAACCUCACGGCAUGCUUGACCUUGACGAUGCUGCUAGGCCACGCCUCCGCCGAUUGAGGUCCAAUCUCGAACAAGCAGCUGCUGCUGCCGCAGCCUCAACCGAACCAACACCAGUCGAAGAAGAUGGAGAGGCAGAAGAAGUGCUUGAAGACGCCGUAGGCUUGCAAGCUUCGCUCUCGGAUGCAGCUUUGGAAGGGAAAGGUCCGCUAAGCGCUCAAGAUUUGCGUGCGCUGUUACCUGCAACUCCCCGCUCACCCUUUCCUAGGAGUGCAUCGAAAGAUGCGCCUCCGUUGAAACUUGCUAAACGUCAGCAGCCGCAAACAGUCGAAGGUACGCUCUACGACAAGACAGGUCCAUACCGCGAAGGAGCAGUAACAGAUGGGUUGAGCGUUCGACUCUUCUCUGCGAUCCAAGAACCUCGUACGAGUUCUUUUGAAGAUGCGGAUUUGUCGAAUAGCGAACAUCCAGUGACUAAGUCUUGGGGACGAAGAGGUUCAAGUAGCAGCUUUGACCAUGGUGAUCCAGACGAUGACACAAUUUAUAUGUCUACCGCACGUCGAAGAUCCAAUAGCUCCGGAAUGGAACGACGAUCAUCCCCGCGUUCUUCGUUCAGCGAGAACGAUCCUACUUUCACAACCGAGCCCGAGUCUGCGGUGGACGAUAGUAACCAGGUUUAUUUGAUUACUACACCGGAUAACCGAGUUUCCUCGGCAGCCAAGUUGCGUAGAUGGGCAAUGGAUACAGCUGGAAACUUUUACGCCGCAAUGGAGAUCAAGUCUAUUGAAGCCAAGCUUCGUGCUGCCGAUCCUUCGGCUGGUAGGGUGACACGCGAACUUGCGAAGGAACUCGAAGAGACCUAUCUCGAUGAUAUCCUGGAUGAAGCUCAGAAGGCGCAAACGCUCAAUCCAACCCGGUCUGAGGCCGUGGCGAAGAUCUUGAAAACCGAAGACGAUCGGUAUAUUCGGCUCGAGGAGGAUUAUCCGGAGGAAGCGUUUUUUGUUAUCGCUGGUUGCGAAGAGUCCGAGUUGAACGGAGUGAUUCUUAACAUCUUCACCCAAGCGAUAAGGUCUCUGGCUAGGUUCCACAAGAGCGGAUGGAUGCACGGAGAUGUCAAGUUGGAAAAUUUGAUGUUUGAUGAGAACGGGGCACUAGUGGUGAUUGAUUAUGAAAAUGCGAAUCCGUAUCGAGGGAUUCCCGGGGGGGAUGGACAGGUGCAGUUGGUGAGUUAUGAUUGGAUUCCACCUGAAGCAUCGCCGGGACCGAAGGGAAGGAGGAUGGGUCCGAGUGGUGAUUUUUGGGCGUUGGGGUGUAAUUUGAUUAGGGCGUAUGCAUUGAGGGAUGGAAUCGAAGACGUGUUGGUGAGGGAGGUACUAUUGGGUAAAGGUCAGAAAAAGUUUUUGGAGAGGAUGGCCAAGUCGAUCACCAAAAAGGAGAGAGAAGGGGCGGAUAAGCCUGGAGACGAUUACUUUGCACCGAAGAGUGUCAGUGCUGCUGUUGGAGAAAAGGGAGGGGGAGUGGCAGGUAUGCCAUGGGAUAUCUUCGCACACCACGUCGACCUAGAACUUAUUCUCAACGAUACUGCAGCGGAAGAAGAUUGCGGCUUGUCACAAUCUCAACAAUGGUCAAUGCCCGGAUCUGCGUCUCCCCACCACCGCGACGGGUCUUCCUCCUGCUCGGGUUCUUACGCAGGUAGCACCUUCAGUUCGGGCAAUGCUACAACUGCGACUCCGGAAAGUUCUGUUGGUCCUUCAUCUGGUCAAGUUUCGCCGAAAGCUACUCAUCCCCCCACAAACCCCUCACCCCUCACUGCUACAGUGAACGGAAUGGACACUCCACUCCCAACCCCAGCAAGACUGUUGUACCGCUUCGCACAUUCCGCACCGGAACUUCUAGUUUGGGUGCUAACCCGCUGCAUAGUCGAAGCGGUUCAGCAGAGGAACAUUGCAGAAGCCGAACAAGAAGGGUUGCAGCUUGCGGACUGGGUAGAGAAGGAAAAAGGAGAAGUAUUGGAUUUGGGUAGGAAGGCGGUAGAUGCUGCGAUCGAGAUGAGUGGUUCGGUUUGGGUUAGACCGAGAUUGGAUGAGGCGAGGAAGAGUUUAGGUUUAGAGUAG